AUGGGCAAGAAAAUUGACGACCGGCCGGCCUACCUGAGUUCUGAUGAUGCCAAGUACUCGCUGGGUCUCCAUCGGGGGCCUUUGCCUGCGUCAGGUAUCGAUGAGAACUCCAAGCUGGAGCAGGUCGAGUCGGCGGGUGGCUUGUCAUUAGCCACCACGCAUCGCACUCGGAAGGAGAAGUUCGCGCGUCAUUGGAAGCGUUUCUGGUGCUGUUACUUGAUUGGCAAUGUGAUUUUCCUUGCUAUCUUCCUUCCCAUCUUCUUCCUCGUCAUCAUCCCUGCUAUCUCUCAACUUGUCGUUGACAAGUCCAGCCUGGUCCUCGUCAACGCUGCAGUCAUGCAGCCUCGCCCGGAUUCGAUUAAACUGACGCUUCAGUCCGCCCUCGAUCUCAAGGUGUUACUGCAUGUGCGCAUUGAGCCAAUCACACUGGACCUGUUUGUUCGCGAUACAGGAGCCAAUAACCCCUGGGCCACCAUCGACCUCCCCGGCAUGAUGAUCGUUGGGAACACAACCUUGGGUGUGUCAGACCAACACACGCCGCUGAUAAACGAGACAAUCUGGACCAACUAUGUCCAUGAUGUCGUGUUCAAAAACGAAUCCGCCUUGUCCGUCAAGGGUUCGACCAACUCCUAUCUUGGAGUACUCAAGUCGCAUGUGACGAUGGACAAGGAUAUCAAAUCUCAGACUCUUGGCAAGUUCGCCGGAUUCAGCAUCUCUGACAGUACCUUGCUUUUCCCUUCGCGCGAUGAUGGCACCAAUCUCAUCGGCAAUGCCACCCUCCCCAACCCCUCUGUGCUGACCAUUGAGAUUGGUACUCUUGUUCUCGACAUCAAGAGUGGCGACCUGGUCAUUGGAAAUGCUACGCUUACAGACAUUACUUUGAAACCGGGCAAUAACACCUACCCUCUGACCGGCGUUUUGGACCUGAAAAAGGUCCUCAAAAAUCUGGGCUCCGUCCUCGCGUCGCAGGCGUCGGCCCUCAAAACGGGUAACCUGGCUCUUGACACCAUCACCCGCAGUGUGGUUUGGAACGGCACCGAGGUGCCAUACUACACCAAAGUGAUGUCUGAGCUCACACUAACGGCAAAUGUGCCCCUUGUCUCUACCUUAAAGAACACCCUGAGAUCUCUGCUCGACAACAGCAGUUCAACAAGCAGUGAUAACAGCACAGAGCUGUCCUCUGUUCUGAAGCGCAAUGUCCAUCUUAUGGAUGCCUUCCAAGACGAACAUCCUGUCAAGCGUGAUGCGAUGAUUGAGUCGUUGGCCGAUCUAUACAUGCGGGCAUGA
Penicillium macrosclerotiorum is the source of this 1287-nucleotide messenger RNA. RefSeq names its product DUF3712 domain-containing protein. Gene Ontology annotation, cellular component: fungal-type vacuole membrane. Lineage: Eukaryota; Fungi; Ascomycota; Eurotiomycetes; Eurotiales; Aspergillaceae. The transcript is spliced from 3 exons. The coding region runs from base 1 to 1287 and encodes 428 amino acids. The record is from RefSeq and is a predicted model, not a curated record.